Messenger RNA from Linum trigynum, 2686 nucleotides. NCBI's taxonomy places the organism in Eukaryota, Viridiplantae, Streptophyta, Magnoliopsida, Malpighiales, Linaceae. The record is from the annotation of a GenBank genome assembly.
ACCAGACAAGACAUAGAACCCACACACAGCACAUGAAGAAAAUCAGUGUGAGUGCCCUAGAGCUACGGAGAGACAAGGAGGCAGCAUAGGCCAGAGAGACCAGAUAACACAAGCUGCAUGUGUCUGGCCCCCUUUCCUUUCCACUGCAUUAGACAAAAACAUCAAUCACUCAAUUCAAAAAAGUCUUCUCUGGCAGUGGCACGGCAGCAGCAGCAAACACACCCAUUCCAUUAGCUAAAUCCCUCGUUACAAGACACGAAGAAUGCCAAAACCGGGUCUCUUUGGUCCAUUGUUAGUUUAUCUUUUGGUCUCACAGCAGCAUCUUCGGCAUGGGCUCAGGCAAUAAUACACUCACACUCUCUCCCUCCACAAUAAUUUCUUUACCUAUAUUUCCCAUCUCAAAAACACAACCAAAAAAAAAUAAUCAUCCAACACAAUGAAAGCUUUGUAUCUUCUUCCAUUCCUCUGUCUCCUAGCAGCUGCUCUGUAUUUCUCUUCCCAUGGUUUCAGCUCGUCGUCUACUAAUUUGGUUCCCCUUCCGAGCAGGAGAUCUAUGCGAGAGUGGAACAUCCCCACAUCUACCACACAACUUUAUGUAUACGGCAACAACAAGGAUCUGGAGCAAGACGAACAGGAGAAUAUCAAGGAACACGAGGAACUGGUGGAGAAUCUCAACGAUAGUGAUAGUGUCGAUGAGCUUAUCUACCACAUCGAUUACAAUGGUGUGACAACUCAUCCCACUCCAAGGGAUUUUUAGAAACCGAACAGGAAAAAUUAGGGUUACCGAUCUGGCUGAGUCGCGGACUAGGUCGCUCUCUUUAAGACGUUCGCGGCACUGCCUCGUUAUUCGCACAGCAUACUAUCAGCCCGUCGCCUCCAGGAUAAAACGGCCACUCUUUUGAUUUGCUCAGCGGUUUUGUGCGGAAAAUCGGAGCUCUUUGACUCUCACUCUCUCUCUCGUGUUUCUGCUCUCUGAGGUGUGUUUAGAGGGUCUGAGGCGUCUCCUAUUUAUAGGAGCAGAAAACCCAUAAUAUUCCCUCUUUCUUUGGGAAUAAGUCAUAUUUUAAUUACGGAGAUAAUUACUCCCAUAAUUAAAAUAUAAUCUAUUAAGAUAAUUAUUCCUAAUUAUCUUCAUAAUAUUCCUUUUAUUAAUUAUCCAUCUUAUUUAUGUAUUAUGGGAAAAUACUGGAUAAUUAAUUAGGAAUUUCAUUUAUAGCUUUUUCAAGGCUAUUCAUCCCAACAAUCCCCCACUUGAAUAGUUUUGAAACUAUCUCUGAGCAUCAACAGUUCCAUAAGAUCGGGCAUAAGCUAAGGUAUCGCGAAGAUUUGAACCUUAGCGUAGUGGUUACACUUCCGAUUUCAUAAGGGUGACUCGUAGUCUUGAACCCUAUCUCAGACAAUGUAGCACACCGGAUCUUUUCAUUGAGUGAUAUUCUCUCAUAGGCCGUGCGUUUAUGGCCAUGCACGUUAUCCCGGUUUAGUGAACGCUCUAGCAACUUUGUGCCUCCAAAGUUCCAUAGGGAGCGGCCUCACUCCCACAUUCACAUAGGUGAGUCUAUCAGAAGUACCCCCAAAGUAAAGUACUUCACUCCACAUAGAGUAUAGAUCUCAUUAAGAGUUUAACUCAACCUCCAAGGCUUUGGGAUCCAUGCUUCACCAUGCAUGAACUUUUCUCAAUAUUACUCAUGACUUGUUAUUACCCAUUGAACCCGUUUCUUGGGAUCUCCAGUCUAUCGGGUCGGGUUACCAUCACUUGUAAUCCGUGGUUCGGUAGGCAUAAGUCUCAUACCCUUGGCGGUACUUUGGACUUUCUCUCUAGAUAAUCCUUUCGUCAAAGGAUCAGCUAGAUUCUGUUAGGACCUUACAGGAUCCACCCUCAUUGCUCCUAUCGUUAGGAGUUCUCUUACAGUACUGUGCUUACGACGAAUUUAUCGUCUCUUUUCGUUCUAGAACCGGUUCCCUUCUUUAGUAAUAGCUGUGGUGCUAUCACAAUGAAUCAACUACCGGAGGGAUCGGUCUUUCCCAUAAGGGAAUCUCUAGUAAUGACCCUCUCAAUCAACUUUUCUCUUUACUAGCCAUUGCUAGCUCUAUCAUUUCUGAUUUCUUAGUUGAUUGAGCCAGGAUCAUUUACUUCUUAGACUUCCAAGACAUAGCUUCUCUAUCGAUGUUUAAACACAUCCUCUUGUUGUCUUGGAGUCCUCUAUAGGGUAUUCUAAUCCGCAUCACUAUAGCCUACCAAUACAGCAAGAAAACGUUGAUAACAUAUAUCAAGGCCUACUGUUCACUUAAGGUGUCUCAUGACCCUUUUCAAUAGCAUUUCAAUGCUUCAUACUAGGACAAUCAAUAAGCCUGCCAAGUACCCCCUACUAAAUCGGGCCUCAUGUUUAUUAGAUGCCUCUCGCAGACUAUAAAUGCUAGUAUAUUCUAACUUUCUUACACCGUCUUAGGUGUUCUUUAAGUAUGUAUACUAGCAUCAUCAAACAUGUAUGCAGGUGUACAUCUUGUAUUUUCCUAGUUAUUAGGAUCUCUAAGCAUAACAUUUGUUUCAUUUAGAUCCUUCACAUUCAAAAUUCUCAACCAUCAUGGUUUUUCAAUAUUGACAUCACAAAUCUUUGUACCAAAGAUCGACGUGUCAUUCAUAAUGCAAGUGUCAUUCUCAAAUUUGUAUUAAAUGCACUUGUCAUUC